GUACCCCACCACGCCAUUGGCGGAUUCCUUAUAAGUAAACGGUAGUCUCUUGUGUCCAAGAAACAAAAUCACAAAGAAAUUUCAAGAAACUGCUCUCUCUGUCUUAACGCUAUAAUCAUAGAAGAAAAAUGGGUUUGAAGGAGGAAUUCGAGGAGUAUGCGGAGAAAGCUAAGACCCUUCCCGAGAACACUACCAACGACGACAAGCUCAUUCUCUAUGGACUCUUCAAGCAAGCUACUGUUGGACCAGUGAACACCAGCCGUCCUGGAAUGUUCAACAUGAAGGAAAAGUACAAGUGGGAUGCAUGGAAGGCUGUUGAAGGGAAAUCGAAGGAGGAAGCAAUGAACGAUUAUAUCACUAAGGUAAAACAGCUGCAAGAGGCUGCUGCUGCAUCUUCUUGAUGUGUGUGUGAAUAGAAAAUGGUGUAAUUUUCAAGCCCUUUGAUACCUAUGGGUUUGAAAAGGUCUAAAACUAUGAAUAAGCAAUGUACUAUGUUUUAUUGCUAUUAAGUUAUAUUAAUGAAUUAUGGUUUAUUUAAA
Gossypium raimondii (Peruvian cotton) is the source of this 539-nucleotide messenger RNA. RefSeq names its product acyl-CoA-binding protein. Gene Ontology annotation, molecular function: fatty-acyl-CoA binding. The transcript is spliced from 4 exons. Lineage: Eukaryota; Viridiplantae; Streptophyta; Magnoliopsida; Malvales; Malvaceae. Gene Ontology annotation, biological process: fatty acid metabolic process. The record is from RefSeq and is a predicted model, not a curated record. The coding region runs from base 129 to 401 and encodes 90 amino acids.